AUGAGUGUCGCGCAGAAUGGCAGCAGCUCGGAGCUGACCAUGGCUGUGCUCGGAUGCGGCACCAUGGGCAUCGCAAUCCUGUCGGGCAUCCUCGCCUCGCUCGACGAGAAGCAAGACGCCGCCGCCACCAAGCCCUCCGCCUCGGGCACGUCCACGCCGCUCUACGAAACCUCCCCCACCACGCGCCUCCCCUCGCGCUUCAUCGCCUGCGUGCGCCGUCCCGAGUCCGUCAAGAAACUCAAGUCGACCUUCGCGAGCCACCUCGACGUGGUCACCAUCGCGCAGAACCGCAACGUACCCUCGGUGCAACAAGCCGACGUCGUCAUCCUCGCCUGCAAGCCCUACAUGGUGCAGGACGUGCUCUCGGAGCCGGGCAUGGCCUCUGCGCUGGAGGGCAAGCUGCUGAUCAGCAUCCUGGCCGGCGUGCCCGAGACGCAGCUGGAGAGCACGCUAGCAGCCGCCAACGGCGGGAACCCAGUCCGGGAUUGCCGCGUCGUGCGCGCCAUGCCCAACACGGCGUCGCUCAUCCGCGAGAGCAUGACGGUGAUCGGCAUCUCCAACCCGCCGCUGGACCCGGACACGCUGGGGCUGGUGACGUGGAUCUUCAAGCGCAUCGGCGAGGUCGUGUACCUGCCGCCGUCGACGAUGGACGUGUGCACGUCCCUGUGCGGGUCCGGGCCGGCCUUCUUCGCGCUGAUGCUCGAGGCCGCCAUCGACGGCGCCGUGGCGAUGGGGCUGCCGCGCGCCGAGGCGCAGAAGAUGGCCGCGCAGACUAUGAAGGGCGCCGCCGGCUUAGUGCUGAACGGGGACCAUCCUGCGCUGCUGAGGGAUAAGGUCAGCACGCCCGGCGGUUGUACGAUCGGCGGCUUGUUGGUGCUUGAGGAGGGGAGGGUCCGGGGGACGGUUGCGCGGGCGGUGCGGGAGGCCACCGUCGUGGCCAGCCAGCUCGGGAAAGGCGUGCAGGGAGUGAACGGGACGAGGUUUCCGAGUAACCAAUUCCAGUAG
Molecule: messenger RNA, 1005 nt
Organism: Chaetomium strumarium
Lineage: Eukaryota; Fungi; Ascomycota; Sordariomycetes; Sordariales; Chaetomiaceae
Product: pyrroline-5-carboxylate reductase dimerization-domain-containing protein
Exons: 2
Coding region: 1-1005 (334 amino acids)
Biological process (GO): L-proline biosynthetic process
Molecular function (GO): pyrroline-5-carboxylate reductase activity
Source: RefSeq, a predicted model, not a curated record